Messenger RNA from Annulohypoxylon maeteangense, 3903 nucleotides. RefSeq lists its product as uncharacterized. The coding region runs from base 1 to 3903 and encodes 1300 amino acids. The record is from RefSeq and is a predicted model, not a curated record. Lineage: Eukaryota; Fungi; Ascomycota; Sordariomycetes; Xylariales; Hypoxylaceae. Gene Ontology annotation, cellular component: membrane. The transcript has 9 exons. Gene Ontology annotation, biological process: arachidonate metabolic process.
AUGGAGAAUAUUCAGUACGAACUAAGAUACUUCAAGACUGCGUACGACCUUUCGGAUAACGAGUCCGAUGACGAACAAACAGCCCAGUGCGAGACUUGUCAUGGGCAAUUGAAUGAAAUGUAUCGAUGCACUAGGUGCGAAUGUGACCUUUGCGACAAGUGCUGGGAGAUUAGAAAGUCGCAUAAGCCCGGCACCAAACCCCAUGAGAAGUCACUCCCGAAAGAUGUCAGGACGGUCAGUGACGCUCUCCGUCUUACGGAGAGUAAGAACAAAGAACUGGAGCACAAUCGCGAGCGUGACGCCGGUAACAUGUGGUUUGGUGUUUCGGAGCCCCAAGGCAAAGAAGGAGAAUACUUCUUGUAUGAAGGAAUGGCCUACGAGGACCUCAUGAUUGCGGGUCCGUCCUGCCGUCCAACCACGACUUCACCAAGUCUGGUGUCCUUCAUCGGAGAAACAGGUUCUGGCAAGAGUGCAUUGAUCAAACUUCUAAUACUAUUCUCAGAGAAUCGCAAGCGGCGUUUUCCCACUCCUAUAGUCAGCCCCCGGGAAAGCGGGCGCUCGACUUCUUCGAACGUGCACCUAUAUGUCGAUCCUUCAACAGUUGAGCAAUCUACUACAAUCCUAUAUGCUGAUUGCGAAGGCACAGGGGGUUCUGAAAAGACCAUCGAUGUCGAAGAUAAGAAUGUUGAGGUUUACUCGCCGCAAGCAUUCCACCCGACACCUAUCAAGUGGGGGCACAUUGAUGCGGACGGUACCCAGACCAAAUCUAGGCACUAUAUUACCAAGACCCUGUACCCACGGGUGCUCUACAUAUUUUCCAAUGUAGUAGUCUAUGUACUGUGGAACAAAAAGCGUAAGGAAGACAUGAUCGUUGACCUCCUACAAUGGGCCCAUAACGCGACGGAUCAGUCAUAUAACAAGCCAGUCUUACCCAGUCUUGUGAUCGCUUUGAACAGAGAAGAGGCCGGUCCCAAUGAAGACUUCUACUCUAUCGCCACAGCCACGAAUGACUUUCUGACGAACGACGACGUCAAAAACAUUCACAUGAAUCCGCGGAUAAAAGAAAAAUAUACUAAUCAGUGGAAGAAACGAGAUCGUAGCAGUGCUAUCCAUUCAGGAGAAGACCUUUUGAAAUGCUACUUUUCAGACGUAAACGUCGUUCACUUCCCUAAUCAAGACUGCCCGUCAAAGAUGCAUAGCCAAAUUACGGAACUGUAUCAACUGCUAUCUAGUCUCUCCAUCACAGCGCAAAAGAAGCGAGCGCAAAUGCAGAUGGACCUAACCGCAGCAUCGUUCCCCAUGUACUUCAGAAGCGCUUUCGGCCAUUUUGCUUCCAACUACAAGAAACCGUUUGAUUUCAGCGAGGCCUGGUUUGAUUUGUGCCCCGUUGUAUUCCAGUUUAGGGAUUCGAUCCUUAGUCUGGCACAUCUUGUCAGCAAGGAUAGUGGUCUAAACGGCAUGGAAUUAUGGGAAGAUUUGACUGAUUUUAUCGCGUCUUGCUUUCUUUUGAGCUGGAGUCGAAAUAAGAUUCAAGGGGGGAGCUUUGCGCUGCAGCGAAGUUCCCUCGUACUGCACUACAUGGCUAACGGGUUGGUGCUAGGUUCCCCAGAAGGUGUCUUUGAGGGACACCUUGAACAGCUCAAAAUCGCAUUUAGCGGAUAUUGGAACCGUUUCUGGCCGUGCGAAGAAAUAUUUCUAGUAGACGGCCAGCACGCGCGAUGUGUCAACAGCAAGAUUGGUCAUCAACACCACCAAUUUAGCGUGGAUGGUACCAAGUGUGAUAUCAAAAUCCCCGGAAAUAAAAUUACAGUAACAGGUUCACCGGAUGAUUUGUAUAAACCCCUCAAAGAUAGGGUUGCGAAAAAAACAAGGCAGCUCCACACCCAGUUGAGAACAGAUGAAGCUCGUAUGAAGCGACUCAGCCUAAGCCAAUGCGUGUCGCAAGAUCAUUUAAAGAACGUGGCGGCGUUUUAUAAAAACAUGAGGGAUCUGGAGACCUUCAGCAGCCACUCGGUGUGCUUCUCAUGCCUGGAUACCGCCCCCAAUAAUCACUUACCGUGCGGUCACGUUAUCUGCACGGCUUGUGUUCUCGAUAUCGUUGCUGCCAGCCCAAACAUAGACGGACCUUUUGCCAAUGGAUUUGUUCAACUCCACCACUGCCCGCUAGGGAGACACGGCAAGAAGUGGGAUGAACCAUGGGUUGGAGUGGUGAAGCCCGACCAGGCUGGAGUGCGGAUCAUGUCGCUGGAUGGGGGCGGUAUACGGGGUAUUAUUGAGCUAGAGCUCAUGAAGAAAAUCCAGACACGGCUAUGUGGAGUUCCAAUCCGAGAUUGUUUCGACCUAAUCGUUGGAACAAGUGUUGGGGGUAUUAUAAGUUUGGGUCUUGGUGUUAUGAAUAUGACAGUGGACGAAUGUGAAAAGAUGUUUGGCGAUUUCGUCCAAGAGUCGUUCACAACCAACGUCCCCGAGUCGUUCGGGACAAAACUGGGAUAUUUGGCACAAGCCAUAUAUAUAAGCAAGUAUGAAAGCAAGCCACUGGAGAAGGCAUUGCAGAAAGCCUUCCCGGAUCGUCUCCCGCUGUUCGGCGAGCCCUACCAGCCAGGACAAGCCUCCACUAGAGUGGCCGUUACGAGUACUACCAAAGAGGGCCGGGUACUCUUAAUGAGCAAUUACAACCGGAAACCUCUUCCCCUUGGUGAGCAAGAUUCCUUUUUGACUCGGCUAGUUUACUUCGAUAUGCUUACAAGGCGCGUUCGAGCAGCGUUGUAUCAAUUCCAUCGACCAGGACGUGAGAAGGAUCUGAAGCUGUGGGAAGCUGCGAGAGCAACCUCCGCAGCUCCCACCUUCUACACACCCUUCGCCCAUGCAGCUUCCGGUCAGACCCUACUUGAUGGUGGCCUCUAUAACAACAACCCCAUAAAAAUUGCCGAUGCUGAGAGCAAGGCCAUAUGGCCAGAUACCAAGUAUCGAAAGCCAGAUGUAAUCUUAUCGCUGGGUACAGGUUUCCUACCAGACGAAUUCAGCAUGGCCAGCGCACCAGCCAUCGUGGAACAUAUCCCUACAUCUGAACACCGCGAUACACGCGAGAUGAAGAUGAAAGUCUUGGAGUACUGGAGACUGUUAGGCGAGAUGUUUUACAAGCACCUCAUGAACAGCAUGUUGAGCGAGCGAGCGUGGUAUGAGUGGCUUGGAAUCAAGGCAUCCGACGAGGAAGACCGGCGCCGAUACCAUCGAUUAAAUGUCACACUUGACGAAGAUAUUGCGAUGGAUGAUAUUAAAAAAUUGGACGAUUGCCGAAGGGCGGUCCAAACGUGGGCUGGGAACAAUGAGAAUGACGCCACCAUCAUCGACAUAGCGAACCAUCUACUGUCGUCGUGUUUCUAUUAUGGUUUUGCGAAAGGAGAGAUCUACGAGACCUGGUAUGAGGGAUAUCGGUGCCACGGUAAGGGUGCUCUCCAUGUUUUGAAAACCUUUGCCCUCCGUCAACGUCGAAGAGAUCUAACUGAGGCAAUGAGCGCAGGGUCCAUCAAAUGCCGUCUUCCAAGUGGCGAGAAUAGUAGUACAUCCCAAUUAGGGCAAUACUGGUGGGACGCGUAUCGAUCGUCCGGGUUCCUUCCUCGAUUCUUGAUCAAAGAAACGCAUAGGGAGGGUAGAUGGGAAAUAAAACGGAUAUCUCGAGAAGCGAUUGAAAUCAUGGCCAGGAAGGGCGAAUUUCACUUCUUAGUGGAUGUACGAAUCUCAAGCAAAAGAGCCGAGACGGACAUUCGCCUAUGCAUCCGUUCAGAUAAGAAUGAAGGCAACCUCUUCCCAAUCAGUGGGUUUCCACGAAGACUCCAAGACGAUUAUCCAGGUAAAGUCUCCAAUGACCCGGCUCUGUUCUAUGUACAAGGUGAUGUUAGCUAA